GUUUAUACAGCAUCUUUUGCUUUUUUUGAAGCCCUCUGGGAGGGCGGCGUCAGCCAUGUCUUUGUCAAUUUGGGAUCAGACCACCCAUCCAUCCUGGAGGCGAUGGUAAAAGGCCAGAAAGAAAAGAAAGACGAAUUCCCUACGAUCAUUACCUGUCCCAAUGAGAUGGUGGCGCUCUCCAUGGCAGACGGCUAUGCCCGAUUGACUGGAAAGCCACAAGCAGUAAUCGUCCAUGUCGAUGUCGGCACACAGGGACUCGGAGCAGCAGUUCACAAUGCCUCAUGCGGACGCGCCCCGGUUCUGAUUUUUGCCGGUCUAUCGCCUUACACAAUCGAGGGUGAGAUGCGAGGUUCACGCACGGAGUAUAUCCACUGGAUUCAAGACGUGCCGGAUCAGAAGCAAAUCGUCUCCCAGUAUUGUCGGUACACGGGUGAGAUCAAGUCCGGCAAGAAUGUUAAGCAAAUUGUCAACCGCGCUUUGCAAUUCGCAACUAGUGACCCACAGGGGCCUGUGUACCUUGCUGGCGCACGAGAGGUCAUGGAGGAGGAUAUCGAGCCGUAUCACUUGAACCAGGCUGUCUGGGGUCCUGUGUUACCGGCUGCCCUGCCAACCUCCGGCGUUGAAUUAAUCGCAUCUGAGCUUGCCGCGGCAAAGAGCCCUCUUAUCAUUACUGGUUAUUCUGGGAGGAAAUCUGAAGCAGUGGCUGAGCUGGUCGCAUUGGCAGAUAGCUUCAAGGGGAUCCGUGUGCUAGACACUGGUGGUAGCGACAUGUGCUUCCCUGCUAAUCACCCCGGAUGGUUGGGAUUGAGAUAUCCAGGCCAUGACGCGGUGGGGGCAUCCGAUCUAAUCCUUGUGAUAGACUGUGAUGUCCCUUGGGUGCCUACUCAGUUCAAGCCAUCUGCGUCGGCCAAAAUCAUUCACAUUGAUGUCGACCCUUUGAAGCAGCAGAUUCCGGUUUUCUAUAUCAAUUCAAUGGCCACGUUCCGCGCCGACGCUUCCACGGCGCUCAAACAGAUCAACAAUUACGUUUCUUCUCAAGAGUCUCUGCGGCAAUUCAUUACCUCCGAGGAGAAUCUCACUAUGGGCCAACACCGAGACAAGGACGAAGCCUCUUUGAACAUUAACUAUCUCAUGGCGCAGGUCCGCCAGGGCGUUCCGGUUGAUACUAUUUGGGCAAUCGAGGCCGUGACCAUGAGCCACUUUGUUGCGGAUCAAGUCUCAGCUACCCAACCCAAGUCGUGGAUCAACUGUGGAGGUGGUGGUCUCGGCUGGUCUGGCGGUGGUGCACUUGGUAUCAAGCUUGCCAGUGACAUGCAGCAUGGAGGACGUGGGAAGGGCAAGUUUAUCUGCCAGGUGGUCGGCGAUGGAACAUUCCUCUUCUCGGUGCCGGGAUCUGUGUACUGGAUCGCCCGCCGCUAUGGAAUCCCUAUUUUGACAAUCGUGCUGAAUAACAAGGGUUGGAAUGCCCCCAGGCGUAGCAUGCUGCUCGUUCACCCCGAAGGAGACGGCUCUCGUGCUACAAACGAAGACCUUAACAUCUCCUUUGCGCCUACGCCAGAUUAUGCUGGUAUUGCCAAGGCCGCGGCAGGUGGGGAGUUAUGGGCUGGCCGUGCCUCGACUGUUGCUGAGCUCGCUCAGAAACUUCCAGAAGCUAUUCAAAGUGUUCUGGAUGGCAAGGCCGCAGUGCUGGAAGCCCAGCUUGACGGGACUACCGGCAAAUAUGUGGGGAGCUCGUGA
Molecule: messenger RNA, 1737 nt
Organism: Penicillium coprophilum
Lineage: Eukaryota; Fungi; Ascomycota; Eurotiomycetes; Eurotiales; Aspergillaceae
Exons: 4
Biological process (GO): L-valine biosynthetic process
Cellular component (GO): mitochondrion; acetolactate synthase complex
Molecular function (GO): thiamine pyrophosphate binding; acetolactate synthase activity; magnesium ion binding
Source: RefSeq, a predicted model, not a curated record